Molecule: messenger RNA, 898 nt
Organism: Aspergillus neoniger CBS 115656
Lineage: Eukaryota; Fungi; Ascomycota; Eurotiomycetes; Eurotiales; Aspergillaceae
Exons: 9
Coding region: 317-778 (153 amino acids)
Source: RefSeq, a predicted model, not a curated record
GUGGGUGCAGGUGAGGGAUGGUCGUUAAUUCACUGGCGCGACCCAAAAUGGCUUAGUAAGUACUCUCAGAUCAUAUGACUGUCGCAUCACCCACAAUAAUAAUUUCAAAUCGCACCACCUCUUUCCAUCUUCUUACCAUCUAUUAACACUACCACCACCACCACCACCACCGACCACCAUGGCCGAACUCAAGGAAAACGUAAAACUACUACAAAUGGUACUUGCGUACCGUGGCUGCUGGCCAGCUGGUGCUUCCCGCCCCUACCCAGAACAUAACCUCGAGCAUGAAGUCCAUUACAGGGAGGUCUUCUGCAGGAUGGAGGGAUGCACAAAGAGGACCAAGCAGUACUUGUCUACGAAUAAUCUGCACUCACAUUUGCAAACUCAUGAGGAUUUUAUUGCCAAGACUGGUAAUAAGGGGGGACGGGCCUCACAAAAGCAGGUUAAUAAUACUGUUAAAUGUCCUCUUGGAAAAUUAAAUAUUGAUGGAUCUUGUCCUCCUCUACCCCUCCGCCAGGAUGGAAAGGCCCAUUACAUUACCGAAAUGCGUGCUGAGAUCAAGAAUAUGGGUUAUUCUUUACCCUGCAGUAUUUGCCCAACUGCAAAAAAUUGCUGUAAAGAUAAAUGGAUAUGUAAUAAUACUGAGAAUAAUAAAAAACAGAAUAAGCAGUCUGAGAAGGAGCAAGAUGAAUAUAAUAAGGAAUCUGAGGAGGAAUCUGAGAAAGAGGAUGAGGAGGAGUCUGAGGAGGAGAAUGAGGAAGAGGAAAGUGAAGUGUAAAUUAAUUAAGAAGCAGUUUGUAAGUGGUUGACAACUAUUUUACAAGUGAUUGACAACUACUUGUAAACUAGUCUACACUUGGAUCCUGAUUAGGCCGGACCUCCUGUUUUACAUAUGGAU